Messenger RNA from Coffea eugenioides, 1913 nucleotides. Its product is annotated as programmed cell death protein 2. Gene Ontology annotation, cellular component: cytoplasm. The transcript has 8 exons. The record is from RefSeq and is a predicted model, not a curated record. Lineage: Eukaryota; Viridiplantae; Streptophyta; Magnoliopsida; Gentianales; Rubiaceae. The coding region runs from base 412 to 1617 and encodes 401 amino acids.
GCCACGUCGUCGUUUCCGUGGUUCUUGUCGCGACGAAAAACCCUUCGAGGCCCAUAUUUCACAUAAACCUCUGCUUACUGCGGUGCAGCUGCGAAUUCCAUCCCCACCCCCGGUUCAAUUACUCAUUUACUCUAUACCCUGUCUCGGGCCUUGACCAGCAACACAGAAACCAAACAUCGGCUAUAGAAACGUAAUCUCUCAUUUGUCUUAGUCGAGCCGGCACGGAAUAAAGGGUUCCGGUACGGGGCUUUAACUUGCCUGUAAAACAGUGGGACAAUUGAGAGAUAACUUAGCUUCGUCGUUCAGAAUCUGUUGUAGCAAAAUUAUCCACCUUUGCAGUUCUCUUCAUCUAGGAGAGGGGAGAGAGAGAGAGAGACCUUUCAGCUUUCUGCAAUCAAAUUUGUGCAGAGUAUGUCGGAAGGAGAGUAUGACAACAGCAGCGGCGAUCCUUCAGAGAAACUAAGGACUCUGAAAAUCACCAGUCUUGACGAGGAAGAAGAUGAAGAGGAUGCUCCCAUGGUUGAUGAUGUUUAUGAGGAGGAGGACGACGACGAGGAGGAGGAGGAAGGUGAAGAGCCGGUGUCCUUGGGCUUUGUGGAGAGCCCUAAACAUUCGUGGUCGCUAUCUCGGGAGUUGUUUCCUAGUGUAGCUGGUGGUACUCCUGCAUGGUUGGAUCCGACAAAUUUACCCAGCGGGAGGUCUUGCCUUUGUGACUUUUGCGCCCAACCUUUGCAGUUUCUGCUUCAGGUUUAUGCACCUCUUUUACACAAGGAGUCAACAUUCCACCGCACCUUAUUUGUUUUCAUUUGUCCAUCUAUGUCUUGUCUUCUUAAAGACCAACAUGAUCAAUGGAAACGGCAGCCCGAGAAGGCAUUUCGAAGUGUGAAGGUCUUCCGUUGCCAAUUGCCUCGUUUCAACUCGUUUUACUCUAGUGAGCCUCCAAGACAUGAUGGUAGUGACAGACGUACUAGAAAUGGAGCCAUACUCUGUAGCUGGUGCGGUACAUGGAGAGGAGAUAAAAUUUGUAGUAAUUGCAGAAUAGCGCGUUACUGCUCUGAGAAACACCAGACAGCACACUGGCGUUCAGGUCAUAAAAUUGAGUGCCGACAGCCCUAUAUGGCACCAGUGGCUUCUGCAUCAACCAUUAGUGACUUACCUGCAGAAACACAAAAAGGUACUAUAGACUGGCAAAAACCAAACCACUAUGGCCCAUAUCAAGUGGCCGGCCAUCAAAAAUGGAUAUUCCAAGGUGCAACUAUUGUGGUGGGCCUCGAGCUUGUGAAUUCCAGGUAUUGCCGCAACUACUAUAUUACUUUGGAAUUGAAAAUCAUGCAGAUUCUCUUGAUUGGGCAACUAUUGUGGUGUAUACGUGCGAAGCCUCGUGUGAGAAUAGAGUUGUUUACAAGGAAGAAUUUGCCUGGGUUCAGCUUUUAUCUCAAUCAGCUGCAACAUUGUGAUAAAUGUUAUGAUCCUCCCGUUUUUUCUUGUUAUCUGUGUUUCCGUUUCUGUGUGAAUCAGAGAGAAACAACCAUUUUUUUUCCUUGGUGCACUUUUUUGCUUUCGCCACAGGGAAUUAGCAAAGACGCGAGAUUUAUGAACCAUUGUGUGUCUGCAUGAGAUGGUGCAACGUGGAUCUAAAUGCAGUUGCUGCAUACCUGAUCAGGGUCUCCACCUUCGAAGGGAUUAAGAGUGUGAUAAAAAAGACCACUAAAACAGUGCGGUGAGAAAAACCGUUGUCUUUUUCUUUUUCUUUUUUUUUUUUCCGGUGCUCAACAAAAAGCAAGCCUUACGAGCAUCCGGAUUCAGGAAUGUUACCUUAGAUUUGUCAACUAAUUGAUCCCGUCGGGUGUGAAUUGUGUGAUGACAAUAAUGUUUUCCAAUGAUAAUCUCGCUGCAGAGAUGAGGUUCGUUCA